Dermatophagoides farinae (American house dust mite) is the source of this 1932-nucleotide messenger RNA. Its product is annotated as cytochrome P450 3A7-like. Gene Ontology annotation, molecular function: heme binding; steroid hydroxylase activity; iron ion binding. The record is from RefSeq and is a predicted model, not a curated record. Lineage: Eukaryota; Metazoa; Arthropoda; Arachnida; Sarcoptiformes; Pyroglyphidae.
UCACAAUAUUUAUCCUAUUUAUAUCAUUGUGAACAUCAUCAAAACGUAUUAUAUUUGCUUAAUUCACCAUCAAAUGAUGUCUUUAUCAAUCAAACAAUGAAAUAUAUGUAAUUAACAGCGCCUAAUCAUGUGAUGGUGAUGCUUCUAAUCAUCGAAAUGUCCUUGAGAUUUUUUUUUUUGCUGUUGUUAACUAAAUCAUUUUUUUAUUUAACUAAAUUGCAAAAUUCACUUGUAUUCAUUCGCGGUAGAUUUAUUUAUUGAUCAAGUAAUUGUCAAAAAAAUGUUUAUCAUUUUCAUGAUAACCAUAUCGGUAAUAUCGAUCGUAUCGAUAUACAUCUAUUUGGAACGUCGUUCAUUACGAUUAAAGAAUGAAAUUAUCAAUGAAAGAAAUGUUCCAUAUGUUCGUCUACAAAUGUUAUUGUUGGGUAUCAUAACUAAACAACGUUUUGAAUUAAUUCAACAACAAACAUUGCGUAAGGUUGGUCCUGUUUAUGCUGUUGAUCUUUUGGGUGGUAUACAAUUCGUUAUUGGUGAUCCUGAACUUAUUCAAUUAGUGUUGAGUAAAGAAUUUACAAAUUUUCCAAAUCGACGAAAAUUUGAAUUGGAUGAUUUAUUUUUUCGAAAUGGAUUGGCAAUGGUCCCAUUAGAUCGUUGGAAACGUUUACGAGCAAUCGUGGCACCAACAUUUGCUACAGGAAAACUUCGUCGUAUGAAACCAUUAAUUGAUUCAAUUUGUCAAACAUUAAUACUUAAUAUUGAUAAUCAUCAAGAGGAAACAAAAUGUUCAGUUUUCAAUAUAAGACACUUUAUCGGUUGUUUCACAAUGGAUACCAUUCUACAAGUGGCAUUUGGUGUUAAAAUCAAUUCAUUGGUGGAACCGAAUAAUGAAUUAGUGAAAACGGUGGUAAAAUUAUUCAAUCAAGAUAUGAAACUCAAAGAUAUUAUCGCUUUCAUGAUCAUUUUAUACAGUCCACGGCUGCAAAAAAUUUUUCGAAAUCUUCGACCAAAUGCAGCUCAAGUAGAUUUUUUUGAAAAAUAUGCACGUGAAAUCAUUGUACAAAAACGAAAACAAUAUGAACAGGAAAAAGGUUUUAGUAAAGCAUCGAAUUUUAUUGAAUUUCUUUUGGAAGCUGAAAACGAAUAUGCAGCUAUUCAACGAAAACAAAUGCAAAAUUCAGAACCAAACAAUGAUAAUGGUAAACCAAUCAAAUAUAUUUCAGAAGAUGAAAUGAUUGCCCAAUGUAUUCUGUUCUUUUUUGGUGGUUUUCAUCCUACAACAAUAAUGAUUAUGUUGGCUUGUUAUCGAUUAGCGUUGAAUCCGGAUAAAGAAAAAUUAGCAUAUGAAGAAGUAUGUCGUGUAGCAUCACGAUACGACAAUGUCCUGGAAUCGAUACCAUUCGAAUCAUUAGGAUCAGAAUUUGAAUAUAUUUGUGCUGUAAUUGAUGAAAGUCUGCGAAUGACGCCUGUACAAGUGAUCAUAGAAAGACUUUGUGAACAUGAUUGUGUUCUCACCACUGAAGAUGGCCGUUACAAUGUACCAGUGAAAAAAGAUGAAAUUGUUCAAAUACCGGUUUAUGCAUUACAUUAUAAUGAUGAAUAUUUUCCACAACCAGAACAAUUUAGACCGGAAAGAUUUUGUAAAAAAACUGCCGACAAUUUUCCCAAUUAUGCCUAUCUACCAUUUGGUUCUGGUCCACGUGUUUGUGUUGCCAAAAGUUUAGCUUUAUUAGAAGCUAAAAUGGCAUUGAUUUGGUUAAUCAAAAAUUUUCAUAUGACAAAAUGUCCUAUUCGAACAAAAGAUCCAUUAGAUUUCAAUUAUCAGGCUGGUAUGCUUGUACCGAAAGAUAUUGCUCUAAAAUUCGAACGACGACAAAAAAAUUGAAUUAUAAUUUAAUUAUAAUUCACGAAAUAAAAUCCAAUGCAAAACUUGAA